CAGAUAUUCAUCCUAGAAGAAAAGAAGCAACAAUACGACCAAAGUCAACAGUUCAUGUUCGGCUGUGAGAGAAGUUCAUCCUCAACAUGUAAUUCAAUCACUGCCCAAAUCGUACAUUAAAAGUUAAAAACAGUACCCCAAAAAAAAAGUAAAAAAAAUCUGCGAGGGUUUGGAAAUUUCUGAAAACUCAAAAGGCACCUGCGUUUUGGGGUUCCUUCCACCUUAAGAACUCUCUUGAACCCUCUUAUAAAUCGCGCUGCUUCCUUCCUCCCUCCUUCCAUUUCCCCCAUUCAAAUUCCAAAAAAAAAAAAGAUCUUUCUUUUUAAAGGGAAACUUUAGAGGGGAAAAAAAACGCAGAUUUCAUUUGCGUUGCUAAAGAGAAAAGCAAAGAUCAUCAAUUUACGCGUUAGAUUGAACAGAAAAUUUAAAGAAAGAACAAAAAAAAAAAAUGGGGCCAGGUUUGGCAUUGAACGCCGUAGCAAGACAAGCCGAACAAUUGAGGAAAGAUGGGAACAAUUAUUUCAAGAAAGAUCGUUUUGGGGCUGCCAUUGAUGCUUAUACUGAGGCGAUUACUUUGUGCCCUAAUGUUCCUGUGUAUUGGACGAACCGCGCUAUUUGCCAUCGCAGGCGAAACGAUUGGUUGAAAGUGGAAGAGGAUUGCCGGAGAGCUAUUCAGAUUGACUACAGUUCUGUCAAGGCACACUACAUGUUGGGACUUGCUUUGCUACAGAAGCAAGAAUUGGAUGAAGGGGUCAAGGAACUACAAAAGGCAAUGGAUCUUGGAAGGGGUGCAAAUCCCAAAGGUUAUAUGGUAGAUGAGAUUUGGCAGGAGCUUGCAAAGGCAAAGUACCUACAAUGGGAGCAUGCAUCUACCAAACGUUCAUGGGAAUUGCAAAGUUUGAAGGAGGCUUGUGAAACUGCUCUGAGAGAAAAACAUUUUCUUGAUGAUUCUCAACCUGAAGGUUUCUUAGAUGAAGCUAGUAUUUCCCAUAUGAAACAACUAGAAGCUCUGGGACAAGUGUUUAGGAAAGCUGGUGAAGCUGACAUCCCUGGUGAGGUGCCGGAUUACUUGUGUUGUAAAAUCACACUUGAUAUUUUUCGUGAUCCUGUCAUUACUCCAAGUGGAGUUACAUAUGAGAGAGCGGUGAUCCUUGAUCAUCUUCAGAAGGUGACGUGCUAUGGAAAUAUUGUAUGUUUAGAUGUCUUUUCAUUUAACACUAACAUUAAUCAUCAACCUACUAGGAAACAGGUUGGUAAGUUUGAUCCAAUCACGCGUGAGCCACUUGAUAUAUCCCAGCUUGUACCCAACUUGGCGAUAAAGGAAGCAGUCCAAGCAUAUUUAGAUAAACAUGGUUGGGCAUACAAGACGGACUAAAGGUUGAAUGUUCUGGUAACUUUGCUGGGCAUGCGUUGACUUAGCGUGGCAAAGAGAAGUUAUUGGUCGGAGUCUGCUAUUCUAUUUGGUGAACAUCAGUCAGAUUUGGUAUAGCUAUUUCAUGAACGCUUCAAUGUGUAAUGCCAUGCCAUUUACCGGCGCAUGUUGAGGUCCUGUGUUACUUUUAAAUUGUACAGUUAUUCUCAUAAAAAUUAACCUGUACAUAUUUAUCAAAACUAAUUCAUGCUAUUAUGAGUGGCCGUGUAUGGGCUUCAUGGCAUUAGCAGCAGACAUUUUAUUGUCAGCCUGCAUGUUUCAACCUAUUUUUAGGGUUUUUGUUGUA
Messenger RNA from Durio zibethinus, 1718 nucleotides. Its product is annotated as E3 ubiquitin-protein ligase CHIP-like. The record is from RefSeq and is a predicted model, not a curated record. Gene Ontology annotation, molecular function: protein-folding chaperone binding; ubiquitin protein ligase activity. Gene Ontology annotation, cellular component: cytoplasm. Lineage: Eukaryota; Viridiplantae; Streptophyta; Magnoliopsida; Malvales; Malvaceae. Gene Ontology annotation, biological process: positive regulation of proteolysis; cellular response to misfolded protein; protein quality control for misfolded or incompletely synthesized proteins.